Molecule: messenger RNA, 378 nt
Organism: Aspergillus nomiae NRRL 13137
Lineage: Eukaryota; Fungi; Ascomycota; Eurotiomycetes; Eurotiales; Aspergillaceae
Exons: 1
Coding region: 1-378 (125 amino acids)
Source: RefSeq, a predicted model, not a curated record
AUGUCCUCCUCCUCCCCCCACCAAGGCGGCACCCUCUCCGAAAUGGCCCCCAGGGGUACGACCAUCCCCAACGACGCCGGCAAACAAAACACCAUUCCCUCCGUGCCGCGCCCCGAGCAGCGGUCAGAGAAUCGGCUCUUCGAUAACCAGGGCCUGGGUCAGCCGUCUUCGGCCUUCGCUGCCGAUAACGAUGCCACUAUGCCCCGUGGGCCGAGGGACCCUGGCAUGUCGGGUGAGGUGGUCACUGGGACGGGCAAUACGUUGCCCGCGGAGGGAGAGUCGAAGUGGAAUCAGAUUGGCACGGAUCGGCCUGGUGUCCGGGGGGAUACGAGGAAUUUGAAGCAUGGGAAGGCUAAGGGGAGUGAGUUGGAUGAGUGA